AGAUGCGUCCAGUUCACCCGGCGCUGUUUGCUAGGGCGGUGUUGUAUGUUGUUGUUCUUGAAAAGCGAAUUAAGUAUCUGCAAAAUUUUAUUCAGAAUUCGCAGCUUUCCGUCAUAAACAUCACAUAUUUUUGCAGCUCUCAUUGACGAGCCGCAAUGGCGCAGUACAAAGGAGCAGCGAGCGAGGCUGGAAGAGCCAUGCAACUGAUGAAGAAACGCGAAAGAGAGCGAGAGCAACUAGAGCAGUUGAAACAAAAGAUAGCAGAGGACAACAUGGUGAAGUCCAACAUUGAUAAGAAGUUCUCUGCUCACUAUGAUGCUGUUGAGCAAGAGCUGAAAUCAAGUACUGUAGGUCUUGUUACUCUGAAUGACAUGAAGGCGAAACAGGAAGCCCUUGUUAAAGAGCGAGAGAAACAACUGGCCAAAAAGGAGCAGUCUAAAGAGCUUCAGCUAAAACUGGAGAAACAGAAGGAGAAAAAGAGGAAAGAGGAGCAAAAGAGAAAAAUUGCCAGCUUGUCCUUUAAUCCAGAUGAAGGGGAAGAUGAAGAAGAAGAAGAGAAUGAUGAAGAGGAAGAAGAUGACACCCCAAUAAAGAAGAAGAAGCUAGGGAAGAACCCAGAUGUUGACACCAGCUUCCUACCAGACAGGGAAAGAGAGGAGGAGGAAAAUCGCUUGAGAGAAGAACUUAGGCAAGAAUGGGAGAGAAAGCAGGAGAAGAUCAAAGGGGAAGAAAUUGAAAUCACUUUCAGUUACUGGGAUGGGUCUGGACACCGGAAAACAGUCAAGAUGAAGAAAGGCAACACUAUUCAGCAGUUUCUCCAGAGAGCCCUGGAAGUCUUGAGGAAGGACUUUAGUGAACUGAGGUCUGCUGGAGUGGAGCAGCUUAUGUACAUUAAGGAAGAUUUGAUCAUCCCACAUCACCACAGCUUCUAUGACUUCAUUGUUACAAAAGCCAGAGGAAAGAGUGGACCGCUCUUCAGUUUUGAUGUUCAUGACGAUAUUCGUCUGGUGAACGAUGCUACUGUUGAGAAGGAUGAGUCACAUGCAGGUAAAGUGGUUUUGAGGAGCUGGUAUGAAAAAAACAAACACAUCUUUCCCGCAAGUCGCUGGGAGCCAUAUGAUCCUGAAAAGAAAUGGGACAAAUACACUAUCCGGUGAGUUGGCUGUCUGCUUCCAUGAAGAGUACAGAUUUUAUACAUAUAUUGCUAAUGUUUGCAUGUAGUGGCAUUUUAUUUUUGACAGGAAGCAGUCAAAAAUGUGAUUCUCCUUUUGUUUUUGUGUUCCGAAAUAUUACUGCAUUCACUGGGGAAACCAUGAAAUUCAUUUCGCAUUACAUUGUUGAGUCUCACCUGUCACAUGUCUGAUAAAGGUAAAUGUUAUGGUAAAUGUUACAACAAAUGUUACCAUCUGAUUAUGGGAAUUGCAUCUCUGUGAGAUGUACAAUUUUGGAUGUAAAUAUAGCUAAAAAUGCUCGUAGAAACCCAGUAUGACCAUUUCUAUCUCACUCCUUGCAACUUUGUCAUAAAUAAAUCAUUUCCUGUGUA
Molecule: messenger RNA, 1543 nt
Organism: Pygocentrus nattereri (red-bellied piranha)
Lineage: Eukaryota; Metazoa; Chordata; Actinopteri; Characiformes; Serrasalmidae
Gene: fam50a
Product: family with sequence similarity 50 member A
Exons: 13
Coding region: 156-1157 (333 amino acids)
Biological process (GO): chromatin organization
Cellular component (GO): nucleus
Source: RefSeq, a predicted model, not a curated record